Messenger RNA from Daldinia loculata, 1743 nucleotides. RefSeq lists its product as uncharacterized. The coding region runs from base 289 to 1455 and encodes 388 amino acids. The record is from RefSeq and is a predicted model, not a curated record. Lineage: Eukaryota; Fungi; Ascomycota; Sordariomycetes; Xylariales; Hypoxylaceae. The transcript has 4 exons.
CAAUCGUUCCCAAUUGCUCUAGUUAAGACAGCCCAUCCGCCGGCCGUGCCACUGUAUUUCCCCAUAUUGUUGUCCUAUUCUCGUCUUCGUUCUCCCUUCUGGCGUUCUCCCCGUUCGCGUCUCAAGACGGCCCAACUCGAAACAGCAGCCAGGUCCAAGUGUCGAUUCCACUAAAAAAGAGUUGCGGCUCUAUCAUCCAGUCUUUAUUCGACUGUGAGUUGAUCAAGUCGGCUAGCAGAUUUUUGUAAAAGGCAUCUCUCCGGAUUGCUAGCCAGGAGACAGUUUACCAUGUCUUCUAAUGCUACAAACGCCGACACGUCCACACCGGACGCAGUGUCGAGCCCGUCUGAUUCUCCGUCUGAUAGCCCGUCUGUGAGCCCGACUGAGACUACGUCUACCAGUCCUCCAGCUGAGACUUCCAGUAACCCGACAACAUCAACUUCUACUUCAGCACCAGCAUCGCCACCUACCUCCACGUCUGAGACUACAAGUACUUCUAACCCCCCACCGCCUACUACUACGUCGACGUCAACAUCAACCCCCCCAACCCCUACGUCACCGACAUCGACAUCGACAUCGACACCGUCUAGCUCUACUUCGGAGACUCCAACUCCGACUCCAACAAGCGUGGUCAUCACUACAACGCAAGUGACCACGGGGGAAGAUGGAAGUACACAAUUUAUCACCGUUACCUCGACCCAGGUGACUGCGCAGCCUGCGCAGCCGACAAGUCAGACAUCUUCGGCAGGCCCGUCUGAUGCAAUUAUAUCCCCAGGUGCUUCUAACUCGCCCCAUAUGGCCGAGCAGGCCAAGAUUGCUGUUGCUGUUGUAGUUCCAAUCGCUGCUGUGGCGUUGCUAGUCGCUGCGGGUAUCUACUUCUGGAGGAGACGAAAGCAACGAAAGGAUGCUGCAGAGGAGAGGCGGAAAGAAGUAGAAGACUACAGCUACAACCCAAAUAACGACCCGACUUUGCCAGAAGUAGGAGCCGCUGGUGCCGCAGGAGCCUACGAGAUGAAGGAAGAUGGAUCAGGCUAUCGUGGAUGGGGUUCUACCACCCUAGCGGGUUCAACUGGGAGAAAAGCUUCCACCACAAUGUCUGGAGGUGCAGCAGGAGACGGUUUAAUGGGCGAUCGUUCUAACUCGCCAACUGAGGGUGAGAUCCUCGGCGCUAUGGGCCCAACUGCCGAUGGCAAUAACGGCAACGGUGAUGUUCGCCGUGGACCCUCCAAUGCCUCGUCGUCCUAUAGUGCAGCCGGCAGAUCAGAUGGCUCUGGGGAGAAUGGUGCCUCUUACGGAGGUCCGGCUUACCUGGAUCAAUACGGCGGGAACAACCCGUAUGCUGACGGCGCAUACGGACAACCUGUUAUACGGGACAACCCAGCUCGACGCAAUACCCGCAUUGAGAACCCGUCGCACUAUCCUCAACAAAGCACCGGUAUCUCUCAAAACUUUUGAAUUCUCCGUACUGGUUUUCUGUUACUGUUCAGAUGAUACCCGAACCUGGACACAAUAUAUCUUCUUUCGGGCGACGGUAUUAUGUCGUGUUUUACAUUUUGUCUUGGAUUCUAAAAGGAGUUCAGCGGUCUUUGCAUCACAGCUUACUAUCCUUUGUGCAUAAUAUUUCUACUAGCGAAUCUGCUCUAGAUGUUUUUUUUUCUUCUUCUGGAGAUCUUAAUUCCAAGAUCAUAACAUACAAAGAAAGGGAAUAUGGCGACUGCUAUAUAUAUUCGACUGAAGCGAUUU